Cadophora gregata is the source of this 453-nucleotide messenger RNA. RefSeq lists its product as uncharacterized. The transcript has a single exon. The coding region runs from base 1 to 453 and encodes 150 amino acids. Lineage: Eukaryota; Fungi; Ascomycota; Leotiomycetes; Helotiales; Ploettnerulaceae. The record is from RefSeq and is a predicted model, not a curated record.
AUGAUCUGUAUGACGGCUAAUGGCGUACUGUGGAACGAGGCCAGAUCGGGAAGUUCUCCCCUGUAUGAUGAAUUGCUCCGAGGAUGGGCGAAAUGGAACUCCAAGCAUACGGUCGAGGGUGUUGGGACAACAGAAACCGACUACCCAUUUGUGCCAUUCUUUGACCGACACAUUGACCCACCAGCGCUACGACGCGUUCUUCUCUCGAUGUUGAAUCCGGAACCAUCAAAGCGAGCCUCAAUAUCGACUGUCGCCAAGAACAGAUGGAUCAAGAAUCUCGAGUGCUGUCAGAUCGAUAGCUAUGAUGACCCGAAGACAAGUAUCGACGCCUCUCGAGCUCGCUGCGGCGGCGGCACCAAGGAUAAGACUGUGGUCCCUCAUCACAAUCAUCUUCCUCCCACCAGUCAUCUUGGGCAUAAAUUGGUUCGACUUCCUGGUAGCACAGAGAUGUGA